Molecule: messenger RNA, 12385 nt
Organism: Leucoraja erinaceus (little skate)
Lineage: Eukaryota; Metazoa; Chordata; Chondrichthyes; Rajiformes; Rajidae
Gene: igdcc4
Product: immunoglobulin superfamily, DCC subclass, member 4
Exons: 20
Coding region: 121-4110 (1329 amino acids)
Biological process (GO): cell-cell adhesion; axon guidance
Cellular component (GO): axon; plasma membrane
Molecular function (GO): protein binding
Source: RefSeq, a predicted model, not a curated record
GCGCUUGGUGCUGGCGGCGCGUGCCCGCCCUCACACGCACAAGAUGGCGAUGGGUGAUGGAGGGAGGGCCGGCGCUGCCCGCGGUACCUGCUGACGCCUCGGCCGCCGCCGCCUGAGUACAUGGCGCUGGGACAGCUGUGCUGGCACUGCCUGCUCGCCCUCGCCCUGCUGCUGCUGCUGGCGGCCCCAGACAAUGUGAAUUCUCUGGAGCUAAGUUGCAGUGUUGGCCCUGUCGAGGUGAUACUGCAGCCCAACCAAACUGUGGUGUUGGAUUGCAACCUGCCUGCUGUUGAUCAGCCUGCUAAUACAACGUGGAAGGAAGAGGGAAUUCCUCUCGUGGAUCAAGAACAUCACCGUGUGAUUCCGAAUGGAUCAUUAUACAUCGCUGGAGUGUCAAGAUCGUUUACAGAUCAAGAUGGAGGCAGCAGUGAUAGGAGUUAUACCUGCAUGUCCGAAAAUUCCUUUGGAGCCGUAGUUAGUAGGACUGCAUUGAUCAGAUUCUCCAGUAAGUCUUUGUCACAAUUUCAUCAGCAGCCACAGUCACAGAUUGUGGAGGAGAAUGGAACUGCCCGCUUUGAGUGUGGAAUUAAAGGACUCCCAUUUCCAGUUAUCACAUGGGAGAAGAAUCAGUCAACUCUUGCAGAUCACUUAAGGUAUAUAGUCCUCCCAAAUGGAAUUCUGCAAAUUGUAGAUGUGCAAGUAAGUGAUGCUGGAGUAUUCCGUUGUGAGGCCACAAAUGCAGCUCAGACACGCUACAGUCAGGAUGUCUCUCUCACUGUAUUACAAGGAUUUAAAUCUGUGCCUGGAGACGUGGUCAUCAUUGCUCAGCCAAAAAAUGUCACUGUUAUUGCUGGUCAAACAGCCAUCAUGGAAUGCAUGGCGUAUGCUGAUCCAACGCCAUUUGUCUCUUGGAUUCGGCAAGAUGGUAAACCAAUUGCUACUGAUGUCAUUGUGGUUGGAAGAACAAACCUUAUGAUUGCUCACACCCAACCGUAUCACUCUGGUGUGUAUGUCUGCCGUGCCAAUAAGCCACGAACCCGACAGUUUGCCACUGCUGCUGCUGAGCUGCGAGUGCUAGCCCCACCAAUGAUCACACAGUUUCCUGAGACAAUCUCCCGGAUCCGUGCAAGCACAGCUAGAUUUUUCUGCAAAGCCAAGGGGGAGCCUGCCCCGAGUAUUCGCUGGUUGAAAAACGGAAAAGACAUAUUGUCCAAUGGCCGAGUAAAAAUCCAGAGCAGUGGCAGUCUAGUAAUUAAUCAGAUUGGACUGGAAGACGCAGCUUACUACCAGUGCAUUGCAGGGAAUAGUCUUGGAAUGGCUUGCACUACUGCCAAAUUAACUGUGACAGUUCGAGAGGGCUUGCCCAGUGCUCCUAAAAGUGUGUAUGCCACUACAUUAUCAAGUACAUCAGUAUUAGUAUCCUGGGAGCGCCCAGAGCACAACAGUGAGCAGAUUAUUGGAUUCUCCCUUCACUAUCAAAAAGCUGUGGGUACAAACAACGUUGAAUACCAGUUUGCAGUAAAUAAUGACACUACCGAGCUUCAAGUGAAAGACUUGCAAGCGAACACUAGCUAUGCCUUUUAUGUUGUUGCUUACUCUCAACUUGGUGCCAGUAGGACUUCGUAUUCUGUUGUUGUAGAAACCAGGGAAGAUGUACCAAGUAGGGGCCCUCAGCCAUCCUUGUCCUUCACCACUCUCACUGACAUUCGGGUAACAUGGCUUCCACUUUCUCCUGAGCUCAGUCAUGGCAAAAUAACAAAGUACCGAAUUGAUUACUGCAUGUUGAAAGAAGAUCACAUUUAUUCAAUUGAAGUUGAUGGGAAUGAGACACAGGUCACACUUCCUACAGUGCAAUCAAAGAAAAUAUACAAAGUUCGGAUUGCAGCAAGAACCAGUGUGGGAUAUGGUGCACCAUCAGAUUGGACCCAGCACAUCAUACCCGACAGAAAUAAACAAAUAAUGGUUCCAUUUGCUCCUACAGAAAUGAAGGUCAAGACUAAAGUAGAUGCUCUGUUGGUCACAUGGCAACCACCCUCUAACCAUGUCCAGAUCCAGGGUUACAAGCUGUUUUACAGAGAGGCAGAUGCUGAUCCUUCGAGCAAAGAAUUAAGUGAAACUAAUGAAGAUGAACAGUGGACAAAAGGACCAAUCCGUCUUCGAAGAAAAAUUAAACAAUAUGAGAUUACUGGAUUAGCAUCAGACAAACUUUAUGAAAUCAAGUUGAUCGCAUUUAACAAACAAGACGAUGGAUAUGCAGCUGUUUGGAAAGGAAAAACAGAGAAGAAACCUGUCCUAACCUUAGAUUCUCCUGUGAUAUUGCCGCCUCCAAUUCAACUUUGGGCGCAACCCAAUGGGUCCCGAGCAAUCUGGCUACAUUGGACCAGGCCACCAUUCACCACAGUCCAGAUUGCAAAUUAUACCGUACGCUGCAGCCCUUGGGGGCUCAAGAAUGCUUCUCUUGUGACUUACUUUACCAGCACUGUAGAAGACAUUAUCAUCAGUAGCCUGAAGCCAUACACCAGAUACGAAUUUGCAGUGCAGUCCAAUGGAUUUGGUGUUGAUGGGCCUUUCAGUGGCAUUGUGGAGGAAUCAACUCUGUCUGACAAACCUUCCAGCCCACCAUCUGAUUUGAAAUUAAAUCCAAUUAAUUCCUACUCGGUCAGAGUUCGAUGGCAACCUCCAGCUGAACCAAACGGCAUUAUAAUUGAAUACAUUAUUUUAUACAAUGCAAACUACACACAGUCAGAUGAACUCUGGAAUUCAUUGUCCAAGGAAGGGCACAUUUUCAGCACCGAUGUGCGGGGACUGGAAAGUGACACUCGGUACUUCUUCAAGAUGGGUGCAAAGACAGUUGUAGGAAGAGGACCAUAUUCCACGACAAAAGAUGUGCAAACUCUGGCAAAACGAAUAUUAGGACUGCAUGAUCUCCUUGAUGUACAUUCUGUAACAGGCAUCAUUGUAGGUGUCUGUCUUGGGCUGCUUUGCAUUCUCUUCUGCAUCUGUGCCAGUUUCUGGAACAAUAAGCGAAGAGAGCCAGGUCCUGAUUCUCACCAGACAACUGAGCAGUCCCACUCUCGCAGGGCAAGGAACGCAUCAUCAGCUCACAAUGCUGCCCUUCCUCAUGCUCAUGAGCUUGAAACACUAAUGUCUACUCUUGGUGAAGAUCUAUCGCUGCCACUUACUGAGAUAACUGAACUCACUGACGUGCAAAUCUUUAUGAAUUCCAGCCUUCCAGAUGAUGACAUUCAGAUUAAAUUAAAGCCUGCCUGGAAUGGUUCUGUUCAUCAUCAAUGGGCAAAAGAUCCGAUUUGCUACAGCAGUGCAGUCCAAGAUUCUACUCGCAAGGCUAGUGAAACACUGCGCUUUGAGCCAGGUCCCAGUGAAGGUGAUCUACGAGGAAAUAUUGUUUUUGACAGUUUUACGGGUUCAGCAAAGAAAGAAAAUCAUCAUUCAGGCCUGAAUCAAGUUGAAGCUGAAGUUAUUGUUCAUUCUGAGUUAUCAGCGUCAGAAAGAAAUUCUGUUCUUGAGAACCACGGUUCACAAGGUAAUGAAGGUCUUCUGACGAAGUCCUUCACUUCAGAAUCCAUAGAAGACCUUCCCAGUGAGGAUAUUAUGUUACCUGGUGAGGACUGGAAGACUAAGGAAAAUCUUGAGAUUGAGUGCACUGCUGAAAUACCAGCAAAAGCCCAGAAAGAAGAUUAUCAGACCAAGUUUACCCUCGCUUUGCCUGCGGCAGAGAGUCGACCUGUGGAGGUUUGCGAGAAUUCUUUGUCUCCUGUUGGAAAUGGAGUAAAGAACUGCAUCGAUGCAGAAAAUCUCAAAGAUGUCCAAGUAGACAAUUCAUCAUUACAUUCUAAAACUCAAAGCAAAUUGAAGAUCGUUGAUUGCCACGGACUCAGCAAUGGUUUUCAGAGCAGUGAGGGUUGGCAAAGUUCGGUCAAUGGUUUAACGUUAACAAACAGAAACUCUGAAUCGCCAUGUCUAAAAAGUGCAGAGAGCCUCCCUGGGAGAAGUCAGUCUUUGGUUACAGGCGAGGAGGUCUCUGCUUGUCAUUUCAUUGCUUCCAGUAUCACUACUACCUCAACAUCUGAGAAAGACUUGUGUCCAUAAUCAUUAACACACUCCCGACUUUGCCAAAUACUGGGGUGAAUCCUGCAAUUACACACUCUGCGAGUGCCUAUUACCACAUCCACCAAGGAUCCUUGCACAGCACUGGGUCAUGAAAUAACCUGGGAUCACUUUACCAGGUUCCUGUACCUUGUAUUUUAGAUACAUGCUCCUCUGUGAUGGAAUGAUCUAAUUUUAUUUUCUGAGAGGAAUUUUGCUUAUUUAAUAUGAUAAAGUAAAAUUGUAUGUUUUAGUGUAGCAUUUAUAAUACUUCCACCUUCCUUCAAUACAACAGAACUACCUCAAGUCUGUUUAAAAUAUUGAGUGGUAUUGUACUCCAUUAGUUUUGUCGCUUGUUUCUAUAGAUGUUUUAUUUUCAUUUUCUUUGCACAGGUUUUGUUCCAACUGGAAAUUACUUAAGCAACUGUGCUGAUGAAAUGCUAUAAUGAAAUUAACUUUAAGAAACAGAUGCACAUGCACCUUUUCAACCAUACCCCACUGCAUCUGUCAGGCGCAAGAUCCAUCAGAUCACAAUCACAAUAAUACUUUAUUAACCAAGUAUGUUUUGCAAUAUACGAGGAAUUUAAUUUGCCAAGUCAGUCAUACAAAUAAAAAACAACGGAACACACAAAACACAUUUUAACAAAAACAUCCAUCACAGUGACUCCUCCACAUUCCUCACUGUGAUGGAAGGUGAAUAAAAGUUCAAUUGUUGUCGGGUAACUUUGAGAGAGGUUUUAGAUGUAUACAUUACGAAUGGAAAAUAACUAUUUUUCUUAUGGAAAGUGUGCCAAAUUGCAAGAUGUUUGUACAUUAUCAUUCUGUCAGAUCACUGAUUUGGCUCGAAGGUGUGUUUGUAACUUCUAAAUCUGUGACGAGUGAAAGAGUCAUUUCUUCUGGGUUGCUCCUCAUCUUCCACAGGUUUGUGGGAAAAUACAAGGAGACAUUGAAAUGGGUUUACACCACGGGCGAGGUGGAUGAUGAGAAGAAACCAAUGAAGGAAUUCACGAUGCUGAUCUGUAACUUGUAAUGGAAAAUAAUUACAUGUGGGGGAGAGGGUACUGUGAAUGAUGGCAAUUUCAAUUUGAAACUCAAGCCUUACUUUGAACCCACCACCAUCCCCUAACUAUAAAAUGAAGAUUAAGCCUUAUGAAGACCCAAUGCCACAUGUUAUGUGCAAUUGAAAACACUUCAUCACCGCUUCAAAUUUAUAUUUUAUUACAAAAAAAUUGCAUACCCUUCAUUUGUGUUUACAAGUUUGAGAUUGAAGACUGGUAAAAUAAUACACAUUUAUGACUUGUUAAAGUGCAUCAACUACUGUUUCACAAUUUUAGGAAUGCUGUACAUACCUAACAGUUUUACUGUGUACAUAUUCUCUAUUGAACAUCUGUCAUAUAUAGAGCCAGUUUCUUGUGUAAAGCACACCUUUCCAUUUAUUGCACUGUUCUAUAAUAGAGCCGUAUACUUUGACUCAAUAGAGCAGCAUUGUAGAACAUCUAAUUUAAUUAAAAUCUAUCUACACAGCUUAAUAUCCAUUAUUAUUUCAGGAUAGAUUAUGGCACAUGUCACUUCUAGGUCAAUCAUCUCUUGUCUUGAAAUUGCCAGUAAUUUAUCAUCUUGCAAUAUUUAAAAUCCAUCAGCAGUCUAAUGUACUUGAUCAUUUACUCUCUUGUGGACAACAUCUUAUUUUAUCUGUUCAGGAUCUGUUUUGAAAAGUACAGAGACAUUAUGAGGCUUGGCACAAGAGGUGUAUUGAUUAUCCAGGAUUGACAGAUUAGACUCUCUGCAUUGAAUAUUGAUAACAGCAACUGUAUUGACCUGCAUAAUGGUGUUCAUGUUCGCAAAUAACCUGAUCACUUAUUGUUGAAUUCUUACAAGAUAUUCCAUUUUGCAAAAGGUCUUGUGGAGCAAUCUGUGACACCACGUUUUCCGAUGGAGUUUGCCACUCUGUACAAUUGCACGUUCCCUUAUAGAUGAUGGUUAUUAAAUGAGCAUUUCCAAUAAAUAAUACAACUGAGAUACUUCAGCGCGCUCCCAAUGGACUUGUGUUUGUGAUAUUGCCAGUGCCAUACGGUAAUUACUGUGCUGUCUAAAAUUUGCUUGUGUUGUGAUUUUUAUAGCCACAGCCAGAGCCAACUUUGCAGGCUUUAGAUUUGCUUACAGCCUACCGCAGUUACAGCUCACAGAUCAAUUACAUAUUUUGCUACCAUUGUUUCUUUUUGAGCAAAACAGUGCCUGCUUGUAUUGUAAAGUUGAGUUUAUGUCAGAUCUACAAGUACGGUGUGGUACAGGUGCUAUGAAAAUGUUGCUUGCAGCUGUAUCGUACUCACAUAGACGCGGAUGAACACACACAAAAACAAAUGAUACACACAAGAUUCUAAAAGAAGACUGCUACAAAAAUGUAAUUAGUGCAAAAUCAUAAUUGGAAGAUAAAACAAGUACUUAGUGGUCUAAAAGAAAGGUGGGCGAUAGUGUUCUGUCGACAAGGUAGGAUUUGAGUUGUGCAAAUUGGUUCAAGAAGCUGAUAGUUGUUCCUGAUGGUGUGGGACUUUAAGCUUCUGUACCUUCUGUUCGAUGGUUGCAGUGAAAAGACCGCAUGACCUGGAUGGUGGGGAUCCUUGUAAUCAUAGUCAUACAACACGGAAACAGGCCCCUCGGCCUAACUCGUCCAUGCCGACCAAGAUGCCCCAUCUAUGCUGGUCCCAACUGCCACAUUUGUCCCAUGUCCCUCUAAACAUUUUCCUAUCCAUAUGUGUUUUAAAUUUUGUUACACUCCCUGCCUCAAAUACCUCUUCUGGCAACUCAUUCCAUAUACCCAUCAUCCAAAAGUUGCCCCUCAUCUUUCCUCCCUCACCUUAAAACUAUGUCCUCUUGUUCUGAUUCCCUUAGUAUGGGUGAAAUAUUCACCCUAUCUAUUCCUCUCAUAAUUUUAUACAACUUUAUAAGAUCACCCUCAGACUCCUGCGAUCCAAGAUAUAAAGUUUUGGUCUGCUCAAUCUCUCCCUAUUGUUCAAGUCCCUUGUAAAAAUCAUCUCUGUACUCUAUCGUCUUCCAGGAGUCAAAUAAAAGCUUGGCCAGGUUGGUGUGGGUCGUUGGUAAUGCGGGCUGCCUUUUUGAGACAGUUUCUCAUAGGCAUCAUCAAUAGUUAAUAUUCAUUAUGGUGUCAUUAAUAAUUUCACCCAUAGUGGACCUAUCAAAAAUUAUCCAAGGCCAUGUUGCACCCAAGGAUCUAACGUAACAAAUUGUGAAGACUAACUUUGGGUGUUAACAGUGCCUUCACAUGAUAGUGUAAGGAAGGAUAUUAAGUCCUUAUGAUGCAGAAUUAACCAGAAUAGCACCAGAGAUCAGUGACUGAGAGACUAGAAAAGAUGGGACUGUCAUUACGAUAGAAUAAAGAGGAGUUAAUACAGGGAUACAAAAUCAAGUGUCUUUACCCAGUGGGAAGGUUGACGAUGAAUAGAAUGGAAUUUCACUGUACCUAGAUACAUGUGACAAUAAAGUACCAUUGAACGUUGAAUAGAUUUCAUGGAUAAAGGUAAAGACAUUUUAAAAAGAGAGGUGGGAGUGGGGCAAAGCCUGACAAGUGAUAGGUGGGUGUAGGUGAGGAGGGUGGACUAAGUGACAGAGGCUAGAGGUGAAAUGGUGACAAAAGGGUGUCCGAUAAAGAAAACGAGUGAAAUAUAAAGCCAGGGGGAGGGGUGUAGAUGGAAGGAGACAAGGAAGGGGGGGAUAAAAAUAAAUUGAGAGACUUGAGGAUGGCGCACAAAGGAGGGGGAAGGAGCAGGGUGACUGAAGGGGGUGAGAGGGAGAAAUGAAUGCAAAUCAGGGUGGGCAGAGCACAGGAAAGGGGUGAGAGGAAGCUUUACUUGAAAUUGUGUGAUUUGAUUUUCAUGCAGUUGGGUUAUGAAGUACUCUAACAGAGGUGCUGUUCCUCCAGUUUGCAAUGGAGGAGGCCCAGGACUAUGGAAAUGGGAAGAGGAGUUAAAAUGAUUAGCAAUCAAGUGAUCCAGCAGGCCUCAGUGGUCCAAAUAUGUUUUCUGCAAAAUGGUUUCUUAGUCUACAUUCGGAUGUUGCCUCCGGUACUUUGUGGUUUCUUCAAGAUUUCAGCGUCUGCAGUUCUUGUGUCUGCGGAUAAAAAAAACUCUGAUAACAUGAUUAGAUCAACGAGCUGCCAGAAAUCCAUGAACAUCUGCCUUGACCCUAAAUGAGCGUUUCUUGUUUAUGCUGUUUCUAUUUAGUGCAAGGUAACCUGUUCCAGAGUUUUCUUAAAAGUACUUGUUCAGGUGACAAAUGACAUGUGAAUGGUUGUUUUCAGAAAGCUGUAUAGAGAGGAAAACUUGAGUGAUGCUUUAAGCACGUCCUUUGGACACUCAGAACGUGGAAUUUGUCUCUUCAGAUGAUUGCCCUAUUAUACACAAUUUAUUUCGCCUAUUGAUACUUGGUUCAGCCACUUGCUGUUACAUUGUAGGCAGAAAGUUACGAGCUGCUGCAGAUAUAAGUGGGACCCUCACAUCUUCCUCCAGAGCUUACAAAUACAAUUGUCAUGUUAUGUGGAAGCUCCAAAUGUUAUAUGGAGAAUUAGAAGAUGUGGCAAAUACACUGUUUGCACAUGGACUAUUGCUUGUGCCAGCAGCUUCACGUUUAGAAGUUAUUUAUAUAUGUACUUGUAAAUCACUCUGGAUAGUAAAUAGUUUAGCAAGGCUGGGGAAUGAAUUGAGACCUAAUGCAUUUUUUUUCCACUUGAAGUUGGGAACCUGAAAGUGAUUUUGCUAAAACUAAUAUGCAGGACAGAUUUUAGGGCAUUUUCAUAAAGGUGUGUUGUGUAACAGUUGCCCUGCCUAUGCCACAGCCAAUUUGCAAACAUGCAUAUCGAUCGCAUCUUGCACAUUUCACACACUCACUAAUGUAUGGUGACGAUUGUGUGGAUCCGAUGAUGUGAGUAUGUCAGACUUGAUCUGCGUUUGCCCUUACACCAUUUAUAUAAAUGGUUCAACCUCGAAUGAAAAGAACUAUUCUUACAAAUUAGUCAUUUGUGGAUAUCUUCUCAAAUUUAUAUUUAGGUUUAUUAUUGUCACUUGUACCGAGGUACAGUGAAUGCAUUGUUUUACAUGCUAUCCAAUCAUAUCAGAUAAUACUAUAUACAAGUAUAAUCAUGCCAAACUCAAGUAUAAUAGAUCGAGCAAAGGGAUACGGAAUGCAGAAUAUUGUUCUCAGCAUUAUAGCGCAACAGUUCCAGAGACAAAGUCCAAUGUCAGCAAUGAGGUGGAGGAGAAUGGAACAAUUCCCCAGCCUAUGGGAGAACCAUUUAAAAUCUGAUAACAGAGGGGAAGAAUCUGUUUCUGAGUCUGGUGGUGUGCGUUUUGAAGCUUCUGCACCAUCUGCCUGACAGGAGCAAGGAGAAGAAGUAAUGAUCGGGUUGUGACAAGUCUUUGACUAUGUUGGCUGCUUUUCUGAGGCAGCCUGGUGUAGAUGGAAUCAAUGGUAGGAUGUCUGGCCUGUGUGAUGGACUGGGCUAUUUCUCCAACUCACUGCAAUUUCUUGUGGUCUUGGCAAGAGCUGUUCUCAAACCAAGCUUUGAGACAAUCUAACAAUUUACUUUCUAUGGUGCAUCUGUAGGUGUUUGUAAGAGUCAUUGCAUGCAUGUUGAAUUUCUCAGUCUCUUGAGGAAGUGGAGGCAUUGGUCAUCUCAAUGUGGUUAGUCCAUGCCAGAUCAUUGGUUAUAUUUACAUACAGGCACUUUAUAGCGUUGUGGAUGUUGGUUAAGGUCAAAAGGUCAUAGACUUAGACCAUUUUGCCCAUCAAGUCUACUCCGCCAUUCAACCAUGGCUGAUCUAUCUCUCCCUCCUAACCCCAUUCUCCUGCCUUCUCCCUAUAACCUCUUGACACCUGUACCAAACAAGAAUCUAUCUCUGCCUUAAAAAUAUCCACUGACUUGGCCUCCACAGCUUUCUGUGGCAAAGAAUUCCACAGAUUCACCGCCCUUUGACUAAAGAAAUUUCUCCUCAUCUCCUACCUAAAUGACCAUCCUUUAAUUCUGAGGCUAUGACCUCUAGUCCUAGACUCUCCCACAAGUGGAAACAUCUUUUCCACAUCCACUCUACCCAGGCCUUUCACUAUUCUGUAUGUUUCAAUGAGGUCCCCCACCCACCUCAUUCUUCUAAAUUCCAGCGAGUACAGGCCCAGUGCCGACAAACGGUCAUCAUAAGUUAACCUACUCAUUCCUGGGAUCUUUCUUGGAAACCUCCUCUGGACCCUCCCCAGAGCCAGCACUUCCUUCCUAAGAUUCCCCAAGUUUAUUCAAGAAUCCAUAAUGAUACAAAAGAGUUUGCCAAAUGGAUUUGUUGUUUAAUAGAAGUAUGUACUUCUUAAUAGAAUAAAGAUGGGCAGAACCAAAUAUAAAAGUCAUCUGUGCUUAUGGUUGCUGCCUUUGCACUGAUGUCCGACUAUUUCCAACAUGCAUGGUUAAGGAAUAGUGUUAUUUGUUUCUUCCAGAUCAUUGAAACCAGAAGUAUCAUUGUAUCAUCUUCAUCUUUCUUCAUAUUUAGUCCAGAGUUUGCUGGGUUGUGUCUAGAUGCAACUGGGUUCCCUCUCUGCCUAGUAGAUAGCCAUGAAUAAUUUCAACAUUGGAGAUUUUUUGUUCUAAUUUCAUGCCAUAUUGUAUAAUGGUUGAGUUUGUACAAAGAGCUUCACUUCGACUGCAAUGCUUUUGCAUUCUUCCUCUGCAUCACAGAUACUGUAGUAACUGUGCAUGUUAGGAUGCAUAGUUGUCAUAAUACUAGUAUUAUGUACUAAGAGCAUGUCAAGCUAAACCAAACUAAACGGGCCGUUUAUUCCUGGUGCAUCCACUUACUGCAACUCCAACACAUAUAGUCUUAGCUCAAUACAUACAGUAUCUAAAUACAUUACAAUUAUUUCAUAUGCACUGUUAGAAUUUGCCUUAUGGAUAUCAGCAAAGAAUAACAUUUGAAUUAUGUGCAAAAUACGCAAGUUUUUAACUAUAAAGAAUUUAACUUGUAAUUUCCAGAUUUUAUGAUUGUACUUGUUGGAAAAUAAGUUUAACAUUAGUUGGGAUUUUCAUUCAGGGCCAGUCCUUAUUCUGCAAUCUUUACUUAAUUAACUGGCUUUGAUGUGCUCAUAUGGAUUUUUUUAACGACAGACAAUAAAUUUGUAAUUGUGGUAACAAAAAUUAAAUACGAUCCUGUUUCUUCAUGUUUGUUUUGAAACUUUCUGGGAUUGCACACCGAACCGAGGCUCCACAAAAUAAUCUGUUGCCUGUUAAUAAUUUAACACCUAUAAAAGUGUGAGUUGUGCAAAAGUGUUCAAUUGUGCAAAUGCUUAAGUGUACAGUGAGGCAAGAUGACCCAAAAAAAUGUUAAUUGUUUUCCAUUUCCAAAGUGCAUUGUGCAAAUUUGCAGUUGGUGAUUGAAGUUCGGCAUUUGCCUUUUACUGUAUCUUAAGUAUAAAUACCUAGAAUUGUGAAUAACACUAGAUUGUAAAAUUGUGCCUUGUGUAUUUUAAGUUUGUUGUCCUGCUUCCUUUAUCUAUCAGUUUUGUGAAAACCUGUUACUGAUGUGUUAUCUAUUUCAAAGCGCUGUUGCAGUGUAAUGAUGAUUUUUCUUUUAAAAUCAGUGUAUUGCAAAAUGGUUGAUAUGCGGUUCUAUACUACUUGUUGCUGCUGUUGUGAUCAAGAACCCCAAACUUUCUAUUUCAAACUUAACCUGCAAAUUAUUUAACGUGUACAAGGACUAACAAGUGUUACCACUAAUGAAAAAUAUUUAAUAUUUGAAAGUUUUAAGUUUUACAAAUUUAGUGUGGAAAGGAUUUUGUCAAAUUAAUUCAAAUGAACCUUUAGGUGAGAACUACUAUUUCAUUUAUGGUAAUUUUGUUUCUUCAAGGUUAAGAAGUGUAUUAUCUUCCAGUGUUGUUGCAAAUAAUGUAACACAAUGUACUUUGCAACAGUUACAGCUGUGUGUAAAAUAUUUUUCAAGGUUGGAACAUUUGAGUUAACUGUCAGCAUCUUCAAAGUAUUUAAAGUGUUAAAUCAUGCACCACUGUGUUUUCCAUUUUCCUUGUAGAAUGAGCAAACUACUGUUUUAUUGUUCAUACGCCAUUAAUUUUUAAGUCUGUCUGGUUUUGACUGUGUGGUGCCUGCAACCUGUUUCCUUAUGAUUCACUACUUGCUCAAUAACAAAUGCACGAGUAUUGUCUGUUUACGGGUUCAAAUAGCUGUGGAGAGAAGCUGUUUAUCUUUUUAUUGCAUAAAAAUGUCAGUUUGGUA